Messenger RNA from Parnassius apollo (apollo), 786 nucleotides. The record is from the annotation of a GenBank genome assembly. Lineage: Eukaryota; Metazoa; Arthropoda; Insecta; Lepidoptera; Papilionidae.
AUGGAGGCUUCAUAUCAAGGAGGAGUGUCGUAUGAAGAAACCAACAACUUUCAACGAUUAUCCCAAACAAUAGCAAGUAAUAUCAAGAAAAUUUCCCAGAAUGUCUCGUCAAUGUCAAAGAUGGUCAAUCAACUUCAAACACCUCAAGAUUCACAAGAACUUAGGAAUCAGUUGCGCCAAAUCCAAAACUACACACAAAAGUUGGCUAAAGACACAUCUUCAUUGCUAAUGGAACUCAUGAAGCUGCCCGUGGACCAACCUGCCCAGAAACUCCAACGUGAUCGUCUCAGCGAUGAGUAUUUGAGCACCCUUAAUGCAUUCCAGACCACUCAAAGGUCGGCGGCCCAGAAGUCGAAAGAAGAUGUGAGGAAAGUCAAGGCCCAAAACAUCAAUAUCGGCGACCCGUUUGCAAUGAACGCCAACAACAAAGAACUGUUGGAGAUGGGCGAUACGAACAUUCGCAAGCAAGAACAACUCACGAUGCAGUCGGAGCGAGAGCUUCUGGAGCUGGAGGAACGAGAGAGGGACAUCAGACAAUUGGAGAGCGAUAUUUUGGACGUGAAUCAGAUAUUCAAGGACCUGGGCACUAUGAUCCACGACCAAGGCGCCGUCGUUGAUUCCAUCGAGUCCAACGUGGAGUACGCAGUGCAGAACGUCGAGAGUGGCACUCAAGAACUAAGGCAGGCGGUGAACUACAAGAACAAGCUGAGGAAGAAGAAAGUGUAUAUAGCUAUUAUUCUUAUUAUUAUCAUAUCCAUUUUGUUGAUAGUCAUUUUUCAUCGUUGA